Grosmannia clavigera kw1407 is the source of this 951-nucleotide messenger RNA. RefSeq lists its product as uncharacterized. The transcript has a single exon. Lineage: Eukaryota; Fungi; Ascomycota; Sordariomycetes; Ophiostomatales; Ophiostomataceae. The coding region runs from base 1 to 951 and encodes 316 amino acids. The record is from RefSeq and is a predicted model, not a curated record.
AUGAAAUCUUUCAAGAUCACGCUCUUGGACGGCACCGUCAUAUCCGGACUGCACACUGUGCAUGGACCGCCCGCCCAAUGGGCCUGCCCGCCAAAGUACCGUCCUCUCGUGGUCGGCCUUCACGGCGGCAGCUACAGCAGCAGCUACUUUGAUGCCACACCGACGUGCACGGCGCAGACGCUGAGCAGUGCGCUGGAUGUGCCGUUUGUGGCCAUUGACCGUCCCGGCUACGGCGAAACGACGCCAGUAACACCCGUGCCUGAGGGCUCCGACUUCUCAGCCGAAUGGGGCACCCUGCUGCAUCGGGUCAUCUUGCCGGCGCUUUGGCUAGAGUUUGGCCUUCCGAAUGGCUGCAAGGGCAUCGUCCUGCACUGCCACAGCUUUGGAGUCACGGGUGCUAUCGUGGCUGCCGCGCUGCACGCUCUCGAUGCCACCCAGGCCGCCGCCUCGCCGGCGAACUAUCGACUUGCCGGCCUCGUCCUCUCCGGCUUCGGCACGCAGCUCAAGCCCACCGGUGGCCAUCCGACCCAGCCAGAUCCGCCUCCGUCGCAUAUUCGCAUCCCGGUCGCCGUCAAGGACAGCACGCUGCUGCUGCCUGGAACGGCCGCCGACGAGGUCUACGCCCAGGCCGACCGCCUCGACCACCCGAUGCCUCUGCCCGAGAUCGCCUCGCUGCGCCAUCCCUGGCUCGACACCUGGAGGGAGCGAUGGGGCGUCCACGUCACGGUGCCCAUCUUGCUCGCUCUCGCCGGCAGAGACCACUACUGGCAUGCAACCGCUGAACACCUCGACGAAUUUGCCGCGGCCUUUCCCAAGAGCACCCGCAUCGACACCAGCAUCCUCGCGGCCGCGCCGCACAACAUCGAACUCAGCUACUGGGGCCCCGGCUGGUAUGCGCACAGCUUUGGCUUUGCCAUUGAGUGCGUCACGUCGCUUAUGCUCGACAACUGA